Messenger RNA from Chaetomium fimeti, 1923 nucleotides. RefSeq names its product Six-hairpin glycosidase-like protein. Gene Ontology annotation, biological process: polysaccharide catabolic process. The record is from RefSeq and is a predicted model, not a curated record. Gene Ontology annotation, cellular component: fungal-type vacuole. Bases 1 to 1923 code for a protein of 640 amino acids. NCBI's taxonomy places the organism in Eukaryota, Fungi, Ascomycota, Sordariomycetes, Sordariales, Chaetomiaceae. Gene Ontology annotation, molecular function: starch binding; glucan 1,4-alpha-glucosidase activity. The transcript has 5 exons.
AUGCACGCUCUCUCGUCGCUGUUCGUCCUCGGCACCUGUGCCGUCCAGACGGCCCUCGGUCGUCCGGAGGCCGCUAUCCGUGCGAAGCGGGAGGGCGCUAUCCUCAAGCGCUCCGUCGACUCGUUCAUCGAGACCCAGACCCCUAUCGCCUGGAGCAAGCUGCUCUGCAACAUCGGCCCCGACGGCUGUGCUGCUUCCGGAGCCGCCCCCGGCGCCGUCAUUGCCAGCCCCUCCAAGUCCGAGCCAGACUACUGGUACACCUGGACCAGAGAUGCCUCCCUGGUCCUCACGGGCCUCGUGGACUCCUUUGCCCAUAACUACUCGGAAUCCCUGCAGACUACUAUCCAGAACUUUGUUGUCUCGCAGGCUAAGCUCCAGGGUGUCUCGAACCCCUCGGGUGGUCUCUCUGACGGGACCGGCCUCGCCGAGCCCAAGUUCAUGGUCGACCUCUCCCAGUUCACUGGUGACUGGGGCCGGCCGCAGCGAGACGGCCCGCCUCUCCGGGCUAUUGCUCUCAUCCGGUAUGCAAAGUGGCUGAUCGCCAACGGCUACAAGGACACCGCCAACGAUGUCGCCUGGCCCGUGAUCAAGAACGACCUUGCCUACACCGCCCAGUACUGGAAUGAGACGGGCUUUGAUCUGUGGGAGGAGGUUCCUGGUAGCUCAUUCUUCACCAUUGGCGCUUCUCAUCGGGCCCUGGUUGAGGGAGCCGCUCUCGCUGCUCAACUUGGUACUGAAUGCGGUGCCUGCCUCACUACCGCCCCUCAUGUUCUGUGCUUCCAGCAGAGCUUCUGGAAGUCCUCCGAGGGCUACGUCGUCUCUAACAUCAACGGCGGCGAGUCCCGGUCUGGCAAGGACGCCAAUUCGGUCCUGACCUCGAUCCACAACUUCGACCCGGCCGCUGGCUGUGAUUCCAACACGUUCCAGCCCUGCAGCGAGAAGGCGCUCUCCAACCACAAGGUCUACGUCGACUCGUUCCGAUCUGAAUACGGCAUCAACUCGGGCAUUCCCCAAGGCAAGGCCGUCGCCGUCGGCAGAUACUCCGAAGACGUCUACUUCGAGGGCAACCCGUGGUACCUGGCCAACUUCGCCGCGGCCGAGCAGCUCUACGACGCCAUCUACGUCUGGAAGCAGGACGGCUCCAUCACCGUCACCGAGGUCUCCCUCCCCUUCUUCAAAGACCUCGUCCCCUCCAUCACCGCGGGCAGCUACGACACCUCCUCCCCCACCCACCAGACCAUCCUCGACGCCGUCUCCGCCUACGCGGACGGCUUCAUCGAGGUCGCGGCGCAGUACGCGGGCGAGGGCGGCUCGCUCGCAGAACAAUACGACCGGAACAGCGGCAGCCCGCUCUCGGCCGCCGACCUGACCUGGUCCUACGCCGCCUUCCUGUCGGCGGCCGACCGCCGCGCCGGCAUCGUCCCCGUCACGGGCUGGUCCGCCGAGGACGCCAACACGCUGCCCGAAACCUGCGAGCGCGUCCAGGUCGCGGGAACCUACGCCCAGGCCACCGAGACCGCCUUCCCGCCCGGCCAGACCCCCAACCCGAGCGCGGCCCCGGCCCCGGCGCCGUUUCCCUCGGCCUGUGCGGAUGCUGCGCGCGUGUAUGUGACCUUUGAUGGGCGCGUGGAGACGCAGUGGGGUCAGUCGGUCAAGGUCGUGGGGAACGUGCCGGAGCUGGGGGGGUGGGAUGCCGAGAAGGCGGUGCCGCUGUCGGCGUCGGGGUACACCGGUGAGAAUCCCCUGUGGAGUAUUACGGUGCCUAUUGCGGCUGGGACGGCGGUGGAGUAUAAGUUUGUGCGUGUGGGCGCUGAUGGCGCGGCGGAGUGGGAGUCGGAUCCGAACCGCGGGUUUACGGUGGAGGCGGAGGAGCAGGCUGCGAGUGGGUGCUCGGCGCAGAAGGUGGAGGGUAGCUGGCGGUAG